AGAUCAGCUGGAAAAUCUGUCGAGCGGCCGUCCGCGUGUGCCAGCGCCUCGGACACAGCGGGCGAGCGCGCGAUGGCCCGCCCCUCCUCGUCUCACACAGCUAGCCAACCCGCAGCCAGGCAGCCACAGAGCUAGCCUGGCAGCCAUUUACAGCCCAGUUUGUACCUGCUGACUGCGCGGGACACAGCUCGGGCGUGCGGCUGUGUCGGCGGCAGCGGCGGUAGUGAAGGAAGCGGUGAUCCGCGUUCGAGUUCGUGUUUGUGAAUAGGUGAAAAAAAAUUACAAAAAAAAACUUUCAUAAGAAAAAGGUUAUGAUAUCUCAGAGGUUGAAUAGACAUAUGGGGUCAGUUCAUAUGAAAAAUGUGAGCUACAUGGACCCCAAAUGGACCCCACGUUCCCAAUGCUAUUACGGGAGCAUGUGCAUUAUGGAGUGUUAAUAUAUAGAGAAGAGUUCAUUGCGUUAUAGUGUAGGAUGUACCUGAAGAGUGUAUGGUGAAAAAUUAUCACAGCAAGGGAGGGGUGACCCUUGUAAAACGUGAAAUGAUAACAGGGGGUCAUCAGUCCCAAUUGUAUUAAGACGCGCCUCUUUCAUAGUGAUAAAUUAAAUGUUUUUAAAAAAUGUGUGAUUCCAUUGUAGGAAAUUUGGUUUCUGAGAAAUAAAUAUAAAAGUGUGCAAGGAUUUCUUUAAAUAUUUAUAAAUGUGGUAUUAUGUCCUCGUUUGUGAAUUCCAGUGUUAAAAUGUCUAUAUAGAAAAUAUUUAUAUAUAUCUAAUUCUUUGUGUUCCUAGAAUAGAAAUCGCUUUGGUCCAAUGCAAGUAUAGGUGUUAAGUGUCGUUCCCAAAGUGUCGCAUACCCAUUUUCGAACGAAUAUCAUUUUUUAAGAAUAAAAAUAGAAUAUAAAAAGGAAAGGCAUCACAAACUAAAAAAAGAAAAAAAAGAGAGAUUUGAAGACAGAUCAAAAGAGAUCGAGAGCGAGAGUGCCAGUAAAAGAGCUUAUGGUGCCGUGUUAUGCAUGGUGCUGGUGAGUGCGGGCGGCCACCAUGCUCUCGGUGAUGGUGUCCGUGUGGUGGGCGUGGCUUGCGGCCGCCCAGCCCCACGACAUCCCGCCCUCACGCAAGAUCUGCACGUUCCAGGAGGGUACGCCCACGCCCUCACCGCAACGGCCGAGGCGCUCCUCCUCCAGGGUGUGUCGGAAGUGUCGCAAGUUUCGCGACGGGCCCAGGCGACACAGCUUCGACGUCGAGAAUGGCACCUCCCCGGGCCGAAGUCCCCUCGACGGGACUUCGCCCUCGGCGGGGCUCGUCCUCCAGAACUUUCCACAGCGGAGGGAAAGCUUUCUGUACCGCAGCGACUCCGACUUCGAGAUGUCACCCAAGAGCAUGUCGAGGAAUUCUUCGAUCGCCUCGGAAGGGUCACGAGUUAUGUUGGCCACCCUGAGCGAGUCUCGUGGGGCCAAUGACGACAGGCCGAUGUGAGUCUUGUCAUCUGCCUCUUUCUUCCCUCACCUUAAACAGCUUUCUUCACUGCCUCUCUCCCUUCGCCCCGUCUCUCUGCGGCAACAGCAACCUCGUCUACGAAAGAGAAAUAACUAAGAGAAGGAAAUACCUUCCACCUUUGAAUUCAGAUGAAUAUAAAAGACAAAGAUAAAAGAUUCGAUAAAAAGUCACAUGGAAGUGUUAUUCUAAUCGAAAGGUUAAGACGAGGAUGGGUUGUUGUCGUAUAUAGACGGUUAAAAAAGGUCCAGUUUUUUAUACUAUUAAAGAGAAAGAACUGGACCUCGGACAUGCCUGUAGACUUAACCACUCGUAGAUCUUCUGUCGUAGAUCGGGCGUAGAGGCUUGUUUUUAAAAAAUGCUUCACAAGUAGUUCGGACCGUAGGCCAUUCUUGAAGAAAAAAGAAGGCGGGAGUGCUUGUAUAGUAGACCAGUAACUAACACGAUACACCUUGCGUUUGUCGUCCUUCAGUAGUGUGCAUGUGGUCCGAGCUCGCCGACAGCACCCUAGUAUUACAUCACCGACUGACUCCGGUGCCACUCGUGACAUCCGGAAGUGACUGUGGGAAAAGGU
This is a messenger RNA of Penaeus monodon (black tiger shrimp), 2066 nucleotides long. Its product is annotated as cAMP-specific 3',5'-cyclic phosphodiesterase, isoforms N/G-like. The coding region runs from base 1040 to 1474 and encodes 144 amino acids. The record is from RefSeq and is a predicted model, not a curated record. The transcript is spliced from 4 exons. NCBI's taxonomy places the organism in Eukaryota, Metazoa, Arthropoda, Malacostraca, Decapoda, Penaeidae.